Molecule: messenger RNA, 1273 nt
Organism: Rana temporaria (common frog)
Lineage: Eukaryota; Metazoa; Chordata; Amphibia; Anura; Ranidae
Gene: NCMAP
Product: non-compact myelin associated protein
Exons: 4
Coding region: 468-776 (102 amino acids)
Biological process (GO): peripheral nervous system myelin formation; regulation of myelination
Cellular component (GO): paranode region of axon; Schmidt-Lanterman incisure; plasma membrane
Molecular function (GO): structural constituent of myelin sheath
Source: RefSeq, a predicted model, not a curated record
AAGAAGUAUUGAAACCAUUGGAUCAGCAUGAAGCCAGGCAACACGAGGAAAGCAAUUCUGACUUAAAUUUGACGUUCAAGCUGAUUUUACAAUGUCAAGCAGUAUGUGAACAAGGAAGGCUCACAGAAAUAAUUUCCCCAGUCCAACAUUAUUUACAUUUAUAAAAACACCCUCAAAGUCAUCACUGAUGUAAAUUAAUGCAUUACACGAUAAGGAAACGCUCAAUGCAAUUUGCCCUUGGGAAGUUUUGGAUAUAUAGCAGCUCAAUUAAAUAAAGUAUUAACACACUUGUGAGUCUGCCAGUGGUAGGGCUACCAUUACAGCGUCUUUGAUGGCUCUAAUGAAGAGACGCUGCCUUGAAAUGCCAAGAUAUUAGAAAUCAGCCUUUGAAUGAAACCCUAAUGGACAAAUGAGAUGUUCCUUAUGGAAAUAAUUUAAGAAGCGUGUCUUUAUACAACUUCUUUGUCAUGGCAACGACACCUCAACUUCUGAAUACAACGCUAUCGCCGAGCAAUAUAACAACCAAGUCCCAAGAACAGAUUCUUUAUCAGAGUGCGGGGGCGAUAGUUGCUGCUAUUGUGGUUGGUGUAAUUAUUAUAUUUUCAUUGGUGCUUGUUACCCUCAAGAUGUAUAACAGGCGUUCAAGAACAGAGAGGGAAUUGGGGAUGAAAAGCACCAAAACUACGAACACACCAAGCACGCGGGUUGGCAGUUCCAUCAGCCAACCUACAUCCUUAACAUCAGUCCCACCAGACAUCCACCUUGAAAACAGAUGAUCGUAAAUGAGCCCCCACCCCCCACCCCCCGGCUUUGGAAAUAUGAAGUCAUUCUUUGGUUGGUGAUUAACGUUAGUUUUUAGGACAUGACCCGAACACGUGAAUGUGUUGUUCUGAAAUGUGAGAAAACUUGCUUAUUAUAGAGACUAUUAAUCCCUGUGUUUAGAAAGCCUUCCUGGAAGAAGAGCAGUGAACAGUUACCCCGCAUGAGCAAGCAACCAUUGUGUAGAAUUCUAGCAAUGCUUCUCCAUGGACAUCACCUGGACAUUACAAAAGGCAUCCUUUCAUUUCCUCUAUCCCAAGUCUAUGCAAGCCUAUGAGAAUGUAUCCAUUUUCUGAAGGUCAGCAUGCCUCUGACUCACUGUGGUUGUUGCUGCAUUUACUCACUGGACUGAUCACUAACCUCAUCAUGGAUUUUAUAUAUAUGUGCGUGUAUUUAUAUUUAUAUAUAGAAAAGAUGCUAUGUAUAGAAUGUUGGAACUUUCUUUUUUUUUUUU